AACGCCAGGCUCGGCCGCCGUGCGUACUGCGUGACACGUACGUGAAGUCGUCAACACUGCAGUCUUUCAGUAGCAGCUGCAGUUGCAGACAGACAGCAGCACGCCCAGCGAAACAUCUGCACUUUCCACCGGCAGACACUGAAGAAAAGGAAGGGAUCCAUCAUGGCGGCUGCAUCUUCCCCACUGGACCCAGACUUGAUGAGGGAGGUCCUGGAAUGCCCCAUCUGCCUAGAAACCUACAACCAGGAGCAGAUGAGACCCAAACUCCUGCAGUGUGGUCACACAGUGUGCCGCCAGUGUCUUGAGAAGCUGUUGGCCAAUACCAUCAAUGGCGUCCGCUGCCCCUUCUGUAGCAAGGUCUCUCGUAUGAGCAGCAUCUCCCAGCUGGCUGAUAACCUCACGGUCCUGAAGAUACUAGACUGCGCCAUGUCCUGCAGCGCUGCGGCGGCAGCCCUCUUGUGCAGGUCCUGCUGCAACCGCCUGCCACGGCAGUACUGCCAUGACUGUGUCACAGUUCUCUGCGAGCCAUGCAAAGAGGAGGGCCACCUGCAUCAAGGCCACUCAGUCCAGCCGAUAAGGGUGGCUGCCGAACAGCGUCGUAAAGAACUGGGUGGUAAGCUGGCUGCCCUCCGUGACGUAAUGGGGGAAAUUCAGAAGAAAAAGACAGCAAUCGAAAACAUUUCCAGGUCCUUGAGGCUAAAGUACCGCGCGGUUCAGCAGGAAUACACUACGGCUGAGCUCCGUCUUCAGGAGGAGCUCAGCAGAUCUAGAAGGACGUUCGCGUCUUCCAUGGCAGAAGUGGAAAAGCUCAAUGCACAGGUCCUGGAGGAUCAGACAUACCUUCUUAAUAUUGCAGAGGUAAAAGUGGUGUCACGUUGUGAUUAUCUGACAAUGCGGGUGAGGCAGAGCGAUAUCGCCUUGCUAAAAGAUGAUGGUGGAGGCAGUGAUGAUGAGGAUCUGGAUCUGAGGAGUAGUUUACCCACAAUGUUUCAGCUGCAAGAGCCUGAACUUGUCAGAACAGAAAACUCUAAAUCUUUAGAAGUGGGCCAGAUGACCACAAACACUUACACUGUCAACACAGAUGAUGAGGAGAGUAGGCUAGAAAUGGCACUUGAAGGUGUUAUAGAUGGCGCAGCUGGGGCUACGGGGGGUGCAAUGGGGGCUCCAGUGGAUCUUUACAGGGAUAUUGACAUGGUUGCAGCUGUGGAGGAGGCAGUAUGUGGGUCACCAAGCAGCUUUAAGUCAAAGUCCAUGGAUGCAGGAGGAGGAUCACCUGGGCCAGCUAGGGCAAGUUCAGGUCCCCCAAUGUGCCAGUUUGUAAAGAAGAUGGGCUCUAAGGGAAGUCUGGCUGGCAUGUUCAAUCUGCCAGUCAGCAUCUGUGUAACACCACAAGGUGAGGUGCUGGUGGCUGAUCGCGGCAACUAUCGUAUCCAGAUAUUUAACCGCAAAGGUUUCCAGCGUGAAAUCAGGCGCAAUUCCAGUAGCAUUGACAACUUUGUCUUGAGCUUCCUGGGGGCUGACCUGCCUAACCUCGUCCCCUUAUCCAUUGCGGUGACACCUCAAGGGUUGAUUGGCGUCACUGACAACUACGACAACUCGGUUAAAGUCUACACCAUGGACGGGCACUGUGUGGCUUGCCACAAGAACCAGCUGAUUAAGCCGUGGGGCAUUACUGCCAUGCCGUCAGGCCAGUUUGUGGUGUCAGACGUGGAAGGUGGCAAGCUGUGGUGUCUAGCUGUGGACCGCAACGUAGGCGUAGUCAGUUACAGCCGAUUGUGCUCCGCUGUCCGGCCAAAGUUUGUGACCUGUGACGCAGCCGGAACGGUCUACUUCACCCAGGGCCUCGCCCUAAACUUUGAGAAACGCCACAACGAGCCCCACCUGGAGGGGGGCUUCUCUAUUGGUUCAGUGGGUGCCGAUGGGCAGCUUGGCAAACAGCUCAGCCACUUCUUCUCAGAGUCAGAGGACUUCCGCUGUAUCACUGGCAUGUGUGUGGAUGCAAAUGGGGAUUUGCUGGUCACAGACAGUGGCAGGAAGGAAAUCCUCCAGUUUCCCAAAGAAGGUGGAUUCAAUGUCCUGAUACAGGAGGGGCUGACCUGCCCCGUGGGAGUGGCCACCACCCAGAAAGGACAACUGUUGGUGCUGGAUUGCUCGGACCAUUGUGUUAAAGUCUACACAUACAUCCAGAGGAGGCAUUCCUCUACUUCCUAGAGGGACAGUGCAUUGAGAGGUUUUGCUUGGGUGUGUUAUGCGUCUUUAUGGAAGUGUAGAAAGAGAAGGAGUCCCGUUAUAUGUCACUUUAGUUUGCUGCACUCAAAGCAGACAAUUCUCACUUUAGCUUUCACUGGGUUAUUAAAUGAAUGUUACGGUCAGUACAGUUUAAGGCCAACUGGAUUUUAAUUUAAUAACUCAAAUUUAACCUCAUGAUUUUAAUGGAUCAAAACGGCGAAACAGACCUUGCAACAUUUUUAGAUCAAAGGCACUGACUGGCUAGGCAAAAGAAGCCACGGAUGUCAAAGCUGCUGAGGCGUAAAGUACAGACGACUUUCCUUCCUCCGUUACUGGCUGCAGUAUCCACCAUUAAGCCUAACUAUGGGUGGUGCAUGGCUUUCACCAAUUUGGCUCAGCUUUGCACCAGAGGAAAAAAAAAGAACAGGGGGAGGAAAAUGAGCUGAAAAUGAAGAUGUUAUUUACAUAUGAAAUAAAGCAUUACCGAGGCUUUCGGCCUGUGAAGCACUUUAUUAUCGACACGUCACUGUUUCUUAGUGUUUGGUUUUCGUAGCACAGACUAAUAUUGAUGUUGCUGAAUGCAGCUGGCAGCUUUACAGAUUACUGUGCAGUUAGCUAAAGGCGAAACAGUAACCAAGUACCAGCAUUCAUUGCAUAGCAUUCAGUAACAUUCAGGGAGCAUUAAAUAUAAAAUAUUGAGUUACAGAGAGCGGGUUUAAAUGGAAAUCACAACAUGAUAUGGAGAGAAUAUAGAACAAUAAUGAUUAUGGCCAUUUCCUGGAAUUCUGUGGAUUUCUAUUUUUUAUUCAUGUUGUCAGGAAAAAUAUUUAUGUUGGUGUAUGACGGAAAAUAAGGCAACAGUCUAUUAAAUAAAUCUAUUUAUCUUUAUUAAAGGUUAGCUAAGUUACUACAUUAAUGUAUUUUGUUUCUUGUAUUUAUUAAAACUGCCCAGCAAGCCUGUAUACAUCAGCCAAAAUACAAGUUUACAGUUCUCUGAGCAAAGGUCACUAAAAUCCACCAUCUGAUUCACAUACUAUAUUUUCAUUUAUUUUAAUUUAACGUUCUCUGAGACGCGGCGCCACUGUAAGGCACCAGUAAGAUUAAAUUCAUGUCAUCUGCUCCAGAUUAUAUUCAAGCUCCUCAGCGCAAAUCAUAGAGUUCACAUCAAUUUUAAACCUCUUUAUUCUGUUAACCCGCAGCACCGACAUUAGUACUGAGAAGAUACUCCUAGUUUUAGCCCUGCUACUCAGACAGAAAUGUGUCCCUUAUGAAUAGAGCAGAAACUUUCUAAGGACCCGGAUGGACCUUUGUAGCUCGGAGGCUCUUAAAAAAGUAAAAAGCGCUCCGCUCUUUCUAUUCUCAACGCUAGAUUAUACAACCAUCUAUAAAUGGCUUUCAACUGCUCUUCUGGCACAGAAUAAAUUCAGCACCCAGAUCACAUCAAGCAUAAGGAUGCAGCAGAUGUCUGUAACUUGAAUAAUGUCUGCCAACUUUUACUUAAACCUGACAUUUAUUCCAGACAAAAUCCUGCACGAAUGCCUUCUGGUUACGCGGUCUUUGUAGGGAUUGCAGAUGGCAGCAGUGUUCAGAAUAGCACAGCUAGGAUAAUGAUGACUGAAACCUCCAGCUUCACACUCCGAACCUGGCUGUGUUACACUGAGCUGGUUCUGUGUCUGACACCUGACAACCUGCAACUUGCAAGUGUUGGUAGAUGUGGCAACAAAAACAGCAGCCGGAUACAGUGUUUUGCUAAUUGGUGCAUAAAGUUAAUUCACAUAAAUCUGUUCACUAUCAGCGUUGUUUGUUUUUUUUCUAUCAUGUAAAUUUAUUACGUUUUUCAGCCCAAAUGAGGCAUAACAAAGACAAUACUUUCAGGUAAAAUAAUAAUUAAAGACACCUUUAAUCAAAAUAUUUAGUGGCCUAAAUAUGGGGAGUCAAGUUAAUCAUUGAAAUCCCUGUAACAAUACUCUAUGUAAUAUAUUCAAUGUCCAUAAAAGUCAUAAAUAUUAAAUGAGUAUCUUCCAGCCCAGAUUUGCUCAUUGGAGCAUUUCGCAAACUGACUUGUUUUCAGCCUUAAAAAGAAUUGAUUUCACAAAGCUGACCUUAACUCUGCACAUGGAGCCCUGUUACAAAGCAACACACAUAUCCAAGAGUCAAACUGUAUCAUAAACAAUAAGUGUUUUUAAAACGUCUAGAUAAGCGAUAAGGAAAACAAAUAGAACAGAAUUUAAGUAUUAGGUCAAGUCCGUCACAGUCCUACCCUCGUACUUUUAUGAUCCAUGUGACGUAUUUGUUUUGUUGUUGGGCACGCAAUGCCUUUAGAUUCAAGACAGACAGUCUCGGUUGCAUGCCAUCCCUGCCAUCGAAACAGAUUUUUAUUUUUUUUUGUGCUACACUUACUUUAAGUCAUCACUAGUAGUAGAUAAUAUUCAAGACUCUUUCGGUGACAGAAAAAAGCCUAAAAUGCUACAAAAAUCAAGUGUCCUUGUGUCCGUGUGGUGAACAUCAGAGUGUCUUCACGUCAUCUGAAUAUCUUUUAUUGUAUUUCCUUUGAGCAAAAGGCAAAUUUCCUUGCAUAGAGUUAUUCAUUUACAGUAUGCUACUGGUUUUGUUCUAUUACAUAUGCAUUAUAUGUCCACAAACCAAAUCUCCAGUGUCCUUCACGUACUGUCUUUUGAAAGCUUUUGAAUUUUACAAUGUGUUGAACACAUUGCUGACAUCUCUGUGUAGUCAAACCCAUGUUUGUAUUGUUGAUAAUCUGAGUGCAAUAAACAUCUAUGAAACAAAA
This is a messenger RNA of Mugil cephalus (flathead mullet), 5017 nucleotides long. It is a transcript of the gene trim32, whose product is annotated as tripartite motif containing 32. Gene Ontology annotation, molecular function: protein binding; zinc ion binding. The coding region runs from base 163 to 2211 and encodes 682 amino acids. Lineage: Eukaryota; Metazoa; Chordata; Actinopteri; Mugiliformes; Mugilidae. The transcript has 2 exons. The record is from RefSeq and is a predicted model, not a curated record.